AUGCCGAAAGAGGGGGGGCUGCGCGAGCCCCUUGUCAGGGAGGAGGUGUCCCCGCGGCGAUCCUCGGCGCCCGCAGCUCCCUCGAAGGCACCUGGCCGGCUGCGUGUGCGCUGCCUGGGCGCGCGUGACGUCCAUCCGUUUCAGGUGCAGAUCUUCGGACAAGGCGCCACUUACGAUCCUUACGCCAUUCUAUGCAUACGCCGGGCGGUGGGAGACCGCUACCAGAAGAGCCGAAAGCGCUGCACACAUUCCUCGCAAAAGACCCGGCAUCCAUGCUGGCGCGAGGAGUUCUGGUUCACGCUUCCUACCUGCCCUUGGGAAGCCGAGUAUGUUCUGGAGGUGACCAUCUUUGGCGCGGGCCAAGGCAGGAAGCAAGAUGAGUUUUUGGGUUACGCCGAGCUGCCGCUGGCCUCUGUUCAGUCCGAAGAGCGGAUGGUGGAGGAGUUGUCUUUGGGGCCGCCCAUGGGCUCGACCGGCUCCUCGGAGACUGAAGGGCGUGUCCGCAUCGAGCUGAUGUGGGAAUCUGCGUGCCCCAAACAUCAAGAUGCCUUCCUGCUCUUUUUCUCGCGCAGCCUGAACACAGUCAUGGGCUUGCGGUUCUUCAGCAUUGCAAUCCUCGCCAUAGCAGGCCUUCUGCUGAUGGUGGCGCAGGGUUCUCGCUGGCUGUGUUCUGGCCACACCUUUGCGGACUGCAAAGAGGUGGAGGUCCCUGGCGCGCGCGUGGCCGCGGUUCUUGGGUCGAUGUCUGCCAUAGCUUCGGGCAUCACCAACUUCCUGGGCUCCGCGGGCUUCUUCGGAUCCUCCUGGCGGGAAGGUGCGCCAAUGUCCUUACUGGAUGACGUGCAGUCCGGCUACGUCGAUCAUCAGGACGAUCUCGCCCCAUCGGGGUGGAGGCGGCAUGCGGCUCCCACGCUUCAGCUUAAGGUCGAGCAAAAGCACCUCUUUGUUUGGGACGUGUCCGUCAUGGCUGCGGACAUUUGCCCAGUCCUGCGCUCGGCUGUUCAAGCAUGA
Molecule: messenger RNA, 1011 nt
Organism: Symbiodinium natans
Lineage: Eukaryota; Dinophyceae; Suessiales; Symbiodiniaceae
Source: the annotation of a GenBank genome assembly